This is a messenger RNA of Glossina fuscipes, 833 nucleotides long. RefSeq lists its product as uncharacterized. The transcript is spliced from 4 exons. The coding region runs from base 357 to 824 and encodes 155 amino acids. NCBI's taxonomy places the organism in Eukaryota, Metazoa, Arthropoda, Insecta, Diptera, Glossinidae. The record is from RefSeq and is a predicted model, not a curated record.
UGUGUUUUUAGCUUGAGACUCUCUUUGGAAUCUGAGUUACUGCAGUGUCAUAAAUAAAUAAAUAAAUAUUUUGUUUUUUUUUUUGCUUUCGCUAAUGGUGAAAAAUUGAUUAAAUAAAAAGUAAUCGAAAUUUUGAAAACUUGAUAAAUAAAAGUUAACCAACAUACAACAAUAAUUGUUGACCAGUGGUUUUCAGAGAGAUCUUUACUUGUUUAUUAUAGUGGUCAAAGCAAUUAUCAUAUAAAUUUUUACUUAUGAGUGUUGGUAAAGAUUUGUAGUUUUAUCAAACUGCUGUUGUUUGGUAAACGUAUGAAAUAUUUAUAUCCUUCCACUCAGAUUGAUAUGAAUUUUGGACUAUGUCAACACUCGAAGAACGUACAGCAUAUGAAAAAAAUCCUUAUUUCACUGGGCAUAUUUACGGCAAUUUUUCACCAUUCUACGUAACUAUUGCGAUUUGUACAAUUGUACUCGGAUCAAUUAUUAUAUUGAAUAUAGUACUGGGUUGCUGUUCCAAGUAUCGUAAAUAUUGGCAGGAUAGGCAUACAGGAAAUCGUUGGUUAGUCUCAAUUUGGUCAGCCACACCGCAUAAGCAGCCGCCUUUGGAUUUUACCGAAUUAAAAGAAGCAAAAUAUUUUGAAAGUUUACAGCCUUCUCCGCGUAUAUUCGGUGAGGAUAUAGAGGCGCAAGAGGAAGUACCCAUACAUCAUCAUCACCAUCAUCAUCAUCAUCAGCAGAGGCCGCCCCGUCCGGAAGGUCGUGCCUUGCACCAUCAGAGGCAACGUGAAGAAUACGUUGAGCUACAAAAACGCGAAAGCGAUAUUUAAAGUCCGCGA